Bufo gargarizans (Asiatic toad) is the source of this 3369-nucleotide messenger RNA. RefSeq names its product palmdelphin (gene PALMD). The coding region runs from base 1 to 1371 and encodes 456 amino acids. The transcript is spliced from 6 exons. Lineage: Eukaryota; Metazoa; Chordata; Amphibia; Anura; Bufonidae. Gene Ontology annotation, cellular component: cytoplasm; membrane. Gene Ontology annotation, biological process: regulation of cell shape. The record is from RefSeq and is a predicted model, not a curated record.
AUGGUGCUAGGAAAGGAAAAUGGCCUCGGGCACGCGGUGGUUGUGGGCAGAUCAUCAGGAGGUGAUUAUGGCUUGCUUGAACAAGAAAUCGAGGAUCUGGAGAAGCAGGAGACUCAACUGUCUGCCAAAGAAGUGCGUGUCCUACAGAGGCUGAAGUCUGUGGAGCGAACGACAGAAGAUAUUAUAAAGGCUGUGAAAGCUGAAGCACGAGAUGAACCAGUAAAGGAUAUUUAUGCCGGCAUCCCUGAUUUACCGCCAUCAUAUAAACCCUCAUUUGUGAGAAGAUUGCAGAGUGCGCAAACUGCGAAUGGGGAAGAGGCAAGGAAAGCUUUAUUUGCCAUGGAAAUCAAGGUCGAGAAAGAUUUGAAGACUGGUAAAAACACGGUAAUAUCCUCGAUCCCAGUGCCAUCAAAUGAAAUUAAAGACGAAGGUGUUAAAGUCUAUGAUGAUGGCAGAAAGUCUGUACAUGCAUUAAGUUCUCAAGGAAAGAUGGUAAAAAAUGGAAUAGACAGUCUUGCCCCCGUAGAAGUGGAGGACCUUCUGAGGAAAGCUACAGAAAAAAGUACACAGUCUCCCACAGAGUAUCACGAGCCCGUAUUUUCGAAUCCAUUUCACACUGCUGCAACCCAAAAAGGCCAAGUCUCCCCCAGUUUGAAUGGCCAUAGCUCACCAGUGAUCAUGGAACAUCAAAAUGGUCAUAAUUCAACAGUUACAGAAGAAAUAACCAUAACUAAACCAUCCAUUCCAGAAGAUCUGAUCUCUUCACAGCCAAGAGUCGUCGUGCAGAAUGGACAAGCAGCUAACGUGGAAUUCCAGACUAAGGAGGCCCAGUAUGAAGCAACCUUUAGUAACUCUGGAGAUGACGUCGUAGAGUAUCCACCUACUAAACUGGAGGAUGACAUACAUUACAACAUUGUCCACGCUACACCUUGUUAUGUAGAUGACAAGGAACCAGUCACUAUGAUUUUCAUGGGAUACAAACACGCUGAUGAAGAAUACGACAGCAAGAAGCUCACCGACUAUGAAGGGGUCAUCCGGGCAGAGUUGGUUGUUAUUGAUGACGAUGAGGAAAAUAAGAAGGAAGAAGAAAAAAUGGAAAAAGAAUUAAUCAAUGUUCCCGAAACUCAACCACUUCAUCUUUCAAAUUCUUCCAUCGCAACCAAUACGAUACAAAAAGUACCAACACACAACAUCGCAUUGCACAGUCCUCAGCCAUACAAGAACUCAAUAUCCUUGCGAGAACAAGAAGCAACCCUGGGGCCCCAUAACUAUCUCCCUGUCUCCAAACAGAGCAUAGAUGACGGUACUGAGGACCCGUCUCUAACAGCAUUGAGAAUUAGAAUGGCCAAGCUGGGGAAAAAAGUGAUAUAAGAUUCACGCUCACCACAUAUGGCGUUUUCUUUCUUUUUUUUUAUUUUUAUCUAUGGAUGAAGAACUCCAGAAGACUUGUGUAUACAUUUUUAAAGGACGAUUUUUAUGGCAGGCGACCAACAGCACGCUCCAGCAAUGCAAUCUGGGACUACACAUUCAACAGUAGCUGGAGAGCCACCAGUGCCUGCCUCCUGCCGUAUUGCUUUUGUAACUGACGCUAUGCAAGUUUAUGUCUUUUGAUAUAGAAAAUUUAGCAAUGUGCGGUUGAGUUUAUUUUUUUUUGUUUUUUUAUUGCAUUUUUUCAGUAGUUAUGUCAUUGUGGGCAGCUUCAGACGAAAUCUGACUUGGCUUCCCGUGUAUCUACAGGCUUGAGUUUUAUGUUAAUAGAUAAUUACGGUAUACUAAUCAUUGAGUUAGUUGCGUAAUUGGUGAGACGCCUCGCUCGUUGCUGGAGGAGAGGUUUAAUUCCUCCGUACUUGUGGUUGAUUGUGUCAGAUAUAAAAUGUUUUCUCUGUACUGCAAGGUUACGUAAUGCUGAUCGAGGGCUUCUUUACAUUUGUCCCUUCCAGUUCUGCUUUACAAUAGGAAAAAAUUGAGCAGACAGGGGUAGUAAAAUAUUUUUGUAUCCCACAGCCCGAUGUGGCAGACGAUUGUCGGGAGGGAAGCGUUCCUUCCCGCCAAUCGCCUACUCGCUGGUGGAGGAGACCGCUGCUAUUACAUGCAACGAUCUCCUCCGCAGCAUGGGGAGGAGCGAUCACUAUGCUGUCGCUCGUCGCCAUGCUGUAUAGUGGUUUGCCGGCGGCAGAUCAUGAUUAGACAGCUCGAUCUAGCGCCGACAAAUGCUUAUUUUUAAGCAAGCUUAAAAAUCAGAAUUGCGCGAUGAACGAGCAUCAGGCAGUCGUCGGCAGUAUUACACUGCAAGAUGAUCGCUAACGAGUGUUAGUAUGAAAAGUGCGUACCGCUAUACGGUCACACUGGUCGCGGCCAGGAUCGCAGGGGCAUUCCAGUGUAGCGUUUAACCCCAAAAAAUGAAUGGGAUGGCAGCAGGAGUCUCGUGUGCCGACACCUGAAUCGCAAAGAAUCCAGCAGAGUUUGAUUUUUUUUUUAAAAUGUAUUUUGCAAUUCAUAGGUUGCAGUCGAGGCACACGUGUGACUCCUUUCAUUUCUAUGAGAUUACCGCUACACUGCGAUGCUCCUGCGAUCCUGACUGGGACCAAUGCCACGGUGUAGCCAAUCCGUAAACCUGCUAGACUCUCCAUGUAAAGAAUAUUGAAAAUGCAAAUGUCAGGGAGCCUGAAGAUGAAUUUUCAUUCCGCUAAUACACGAAGGGUGCCCGUAUCCAUUAGACUAAUACCUUCUGGUGACAUCUGUUUUGGUGGGACCGGCUAACCAGCUCAUGGUCCGAUUUUGUGUCUGCUGUAAUACAGUUGUGCAAGUCGCCCAUAGGCUCCUGGUGUAACAAACAACAUAGAUGAAUAAUAAUACCACCUCAAGGUAUGCCAAAAAGGCAUGUGUUGGGUCAUUGGAGCCAAUAGAUGGGUUUUCAAGAGGACCUGUCCCCUCUCCUGACAUGUCUGUUUUGGUAACGACUUGCAUUCCCCAUGUAAUAACUAUUUUGGAGCAUCUAUUCCUAUGGCUCUAAGCUGUGCCAUUGCUUUAUUAAUCCCACUAGCAGUUAUAAGUGCAUUGCCAGCAGUGUGCCAUAAAUGUCCAGAUGGGGUGUGUCACUGAGCAGUCUGACACUGGCAGAAAUGAUUGCAUAAUGUCUGACGGUGCAGGGACACACUCCCAACUAGUAACACCCAGCUGGACCUUCAUUGUAAGAAAAUACGAAUUCAUAAAUGAGUGAUGGUGGCUCUACCAACCUUAACCCAUGGUAUACAUUCUAAGGCCUCUUUCACACGACCGUUUUUUUUUUCCGUUUUGCGGGCCGUUUUUUGCGGUCCGUAUACGGAACCAUUCAUUUCAAUGGUUCCGCAAAAAAACCGGAAUGUACUC